CAAUGGCUCAAGAUGCCCGCGGGGCGGCCGUGACGACCAUACGAUACCUGGCGCUCCUCGCCACCCACUUUGUCGGCUCAUCCUUUGGCCUCGUCUUCUUUGUCCGCUACACCCAGCUCAAGUUGAAGGUGGGCAACCCGCUUGCGCUCGCCGCCGCCGCCACCGGCCCGCCCUUCCUCGCCGCUCUUGCGCUCUUUGUCACCCGAAGCAUACGAUCGCCGCCGGCUGCUGCGUCGGGAGGUCGGUUCUUCCUUCCUAUCAAGAUCAAUGCCGCACUGGCGCUGGCAUCGGUCGUCACCGCCGUCGCCUCGGUCGGCGCCACCUCGCUCGCCUCGCUCCCGGUCGGCCUCUUCCUCGUCCUCCUAGGCCUCGAGCCUGGUCUUGCUGCCCUCGGACGCGGCUUCUUUAUCUCGCAUGCCUCACGCUCGUCGACUGCCGUCCAUCUCGGUCCGGCAGCACUGGCGGUCGCCGGUGCUGCUGCCUACUUUAUCCGAUCGUCCGACGGCGGUGAGGCCUCGUUGGCGUUGCCGUCGACUGCGGUGGGCCUUGGUGCCGCCAUCAGCCUCGCCGCCAUACUGGCGUCGGUCGCGCGCGGAACGGGUGUCAUGCUCGCAGCGCUGCUCUGCCGCUCGCGCCUCCGGUCGUAUGUGCUGGAUGUCCGCUGGGCGCGGACGCUCGCCUCGGCCGACGCCCGCCAUGCCAACCCCGCCGACGCCGGGCUCCGCCCGCUAGGCCACGUCCCGGCUUUUCACGUCUUCUCAAACAUCGACGACGUGCCGCUAGCCCAUAUCUACGCGCUCGACAAGUUGUAUUUGUCGGGCGUGUACGACCCGCACAUCCUCGUCGGCGUCGACAUGUCGUCGACGGUCGAGCUCCAUGCCCUCACCGUCCACCUCGUCCUCUUCCCGGCCUUUGCUCUUGCCGCGACUCUCGCCGAGCCAAGCGCCUCUUCAGGCUCGGUCAGCCUCCUCGACGGCUCGCUCAAAGCUUGGCUCGCUCUCGGCGCGUGCGUCCUUUGCGCCGCCGCUCGCAUCGUGCACACUCUCCUCGAGGCGCCGCUCGCGUUCGGCCUCCCGCUCGACAUGCAUGUUCUCUGGCGAGUUGCCGCCUACACCGCCGCCUUUGUUGGCUCGGUCGUUUUUCUCGACGAGCCGUUCACCGUCUUUCGCGGCAUCGGUGCCGCCUGCUCACUCGCCGCAUACCUCGGCCAUGCCGGCCUCCUCCGCGCGAGCUUUGACCUGCUCCGCACCGAGCAAACUGCGCUCAUGUUUGUCGCGCUCUCGCAUCCCGAGCUGAUGGCGGUCGCGGGCACUACUGCGGCACACGGGGAGACAUGGACUGCAGCCGAGCAUCGCGCCCGCUACGGCCUGACUCUGCCGCCGACCCUUGCCCGCCCGAGUGGCCACGCGCCAGACGUUGGGGCGACGCUCCAGCCCGGGCCCGAGCACAAGCCCGAGCCCGCACGCGACGACAAGCCGCUGACGACCAAGCUCAUUGAUGUUGUUGCUCGCUCCGAGCACCGGGCGCCGGAGCAAAAGGCGGCCUACGCCGCUGCUGUGGAGCUCCGCGAUGAGCGCAUGGCCACACACGCCAUCAUCGGCCGGCAGAUCCGUGCUCUCGCGCCGACAACCGUGCGCGCUAUCGACCCCAACCUCGAGCUCGACGCCUUCUCGCCGCACGGUACCGCGGCCCACGCGCAGCAACUGUUCGGCAUCCCGCGCUACGGUGCGCGGGUCUCCCACGUCGCGGUCGCCGGCUCAUACCUCCGCGACCGUGCGCGCUACGAGGACAGCCGCCGCCUCGCCCGCGAGCAGCACAACGCCGCCCGUGUCUCGGCCGAGGCUCAGGACUAG
Messenger RNA from Thecamonas trahens ATCC 50062, 1853 nucleotides. RefSeq lists its product as uncharacterized. The transcript is spliced from 2 exons. The record is from RefSeq and is a predicted model, not a curated record. The annotation marks the transcript as partial. NCBI's taxonomy places the organism in Eukaryota, Apusomonadida, Apusomonadidae.